CGUGGCGUCAGGAAGAAGAGGGGCAGGCAAAGAAGAUGGAGGAGACGAGCGGCCCGUUAAGGCGGGUGGGCGGGCUUGUCCUGAGAUUGACAAGGGGAGGAACCACUCGCAGCGCGCUGCCGAGAAGAGCGACGGCAAGGAGAGCCAAUGAGCGUGCGCUGGCCACGCAAGGGGUGGGCCUGACGAGCGGAAGGCUGCUGGCGGCUGCUGCAGUUCUACGAAUAGUUUGAUGAAAACAUGGACAAUCAACAGGAUGGCAUUAACAGAUCAACUUGCAAUGGAAUUUCUGUUCCUGAAAAGAAAAUAAACUCCUUAGUGGCUGAAGGUCAUGGGAUACAAAUUUUAAAAGUACUGCAAAGGUUCAGAGAACAAAAUAUUUUUUUUGACUUUAAAAUACUUGUGAAAGAUGAAAUUAUUCCUUGUCAUCGUUGCGUGCUGGCAGCAUGCAGUGACUUUUUCAGAGCCAUGUUUGAAGUUAACAUGAAAGAAAGAGAUGAUGGGAGCGUUACUAUAAGUAAUUUGUCACCUAAGGCAGUGAAGGCUUUUCUUGAUUAUGCCUAUACAGGAAAAACAGAAAUAACAAAUGAUAAUGUGGAAAUGCUCUUCCAGUUGUCGUCAUUUCUUCAAAUUUCACUCCUUUCCAAAGCUUGCAGUGACUUUCUAGUAAAAACUAUCGAUCUUGUCAAUUGUUUACAAUUGCUUUCCUUGUCAGAAAGUUAUGGGUCUGUUCAUUUGUUUGAUCAUACACUAGAAUUUGCACUGCACCAUUUUUCCUUGUUGCUCAGAUCAGCUGAUUUCUUGGAGAUGAAUUUUGAGAUAUUACAAAAAUGUCUUGAAGCAGAUGAACUAAAUGUCCCUGAGGAAGAAACUGUGCUGAAAGCUGUCCUUCAGUGGACCAAACAUAACUUAGAAACAAGACAGAAGCAUCUGCCUCAGUUGAUUAAAAAAGUGAGAUUACAUCAUUUAUCUGAAAAGACCCUGCAGGACUUUUUGCACUCUGAAGAACAUUUGUUUAAGAGUGCUAAUUGCUUAGUAAUAAUGAAAGAUGCAAUUAAAAGUGUGCAAAAUUCCAGUGGACUGUUUCCAGAUGCUCGCCCUUCAACAACAGAAAAAUAUAUAUUUGUUCACAAAACGGAAGAAAAUGGAGAAAUUAGAUGAUCUCCAAGUUAUUUUAAAACUACACUUGAUCAGAAAGUACUUUACAGUCCUCCCACUAAAAUGCAAGUACCUCAUUGUUAGAACACACCAGCUUUUUGUUAGUUCAAAACAGCUAUAUAGCACAAAUUAGGAAAAGUGCAUAACAUAGUAUGGAGUGUAUAUGCAUUGUCACAACUUCGGUGUUAGGUUUCAUCACAAAUACAGGACCUGAUUCUCUAUUGUUUUGCCAUUUUGGGGCACAUCCAGAUGAGCAUGCAUGUGUAUUUCUCCAAUGCCAAAUAGCAGGGGCACAUAGUUGUGCCCCAACUAUGUGUCCAUGGGGAAUGCUCGUGCACAUGCACUCUGUCACACAGGAAGUUGCCCCGGAUGGGGUAGGAAAAACUAGGGCCAGCACCUGGGCUGGCCCCAUCAGCCUUACCUGUGGUUCUUGGGGCUUCUCAGAGCUCUAGUGGCGGCGAUCCAGCACGUGGAACCUGGCUCUUGCUGGCCAGACUCCAGUUUCGGGUGAUGCAUGCUGCCACCACGUGUGCCAGCCCACUUUUUUGACACUGGGAUCUCCCACUGUCAAACUGCCCCCCCAGCACAGUGAACGCCUGCAUGUACAACGCUUGCAGUUUGCAGCACUGCAAACAUGUCUGCAGCACCUCAUACCACAUGUGCACACUUGUCUGGAUGUGCCCUUGCGGUCUUUGCCUAAUAUAAUGUAAGCGUAGAAUUGAUGUAAAAUAAGAAAAAGAAGAGAAAUCUGUGAUUCUCAGUAUAAUAGGUGUGCAUGACUACACAAGACACACAGAGAGAAAUAGAUCCAUAACUUUUUUUCUUAAUUGGAACUAUUAUGGACAACUUACCAAGCUACAGAGUGAGCUUUGAGUAAGAUAGAAGGGUCAUAAAGACUAAUCCGUACAGCACACACUCAUAACUUGGAUGUCUAAUUUUAAACACUGAAUGGUUCUUUUUUUUCCUGACACUCAAUAGGUAAAUCUCACCAUAAUUUAUAUCUGGUAAUUCUUCAAAUAUUAAUAAUGAAACAUUAUUCUUCGUAUAAAAAUAAAUGUGUUUCUUGCAUGUUUGUCUUAAAGCUGUGCUACAUUUUUCAUUCCUAGUAAAUGACUUAGAAAUGUCUUUAAAUCCAAGGAAACAUUUGUAAACAAUAAGGCUUACCUAAGAUUGAGAAUGAAAUUGAGUGAUUUCUUUCAUUACAUUUUCAAUUCAAGAGGGGAAAUAAUACCUAAAAUAUACAUUAAAAGACAUAUGGCAAUAAUAUGGAGUUUUACUAAUUUAAAAAUGGAUGAUCAGUUUCUCUGCUUGAUUUAUCUACCUGAAUUUAAUCAGUUACACCACAAGAAAAUUUUGCCCACCAUUUCAGGACAACACUUCAGUUAAACAUUUUAAUUAAUGUUAUGCCUAUUCAAUGAGUGUAUUUUAUUUUUUUCUCUGAUACAGAAAGUAUAUGACCUUAGGUGGUAGUUAAAAUAACCCUAGAUUAAAAAUACCCAAAUGGAAUAAUAGGUGUUCCUCAGGCUAGCCUUUGGAUGCACUGAUAAUAUAUAUAUAUGAUCCAGUUCCAUACCCAUCACAAUUGUAGUCAUGGAUAUUACAAAUUCUGGCUACAGAUACUAAUAAGUCUGAUGAUUCACACAACCCUGAGUGUGGUGGUGACACAAAUACAGGAACUGACUCUGGGAAGUCUUUCAUGAAUUUCAAAAGUUUUCUUUGAGUACAGACUGUUGUAGUGAUCAAGAAAUAAUAUAGUUGUAUUAGUUAAAGUACUUGGUAAUUUCUGUUGCCUCCAGCGAAGCUGAUAUACAAUGACAUGAUUUUUCUAUUGCUAUGCAGUUCUGUUGUGCAGAAAAAUUUAAUUGGCACGUCUGUCUUCAGAGAGAACAGAACUGGACCCAAAUUUAGGCAUGUUACAUUAAAAAACAGGUGUCAUAAUAGAGUUAAGGUCCCACCCUUUUUCAACUCCUUCUAUGAGUAAUCCUUAAUCAUGCAAGUAAUCUCAGUGAAAUAAACAUAACUGUUGAAAUAAGCAAGGAUUAUUUCCAUGAGUUCUAGUUGCAGGAUUAAAUCAUAACUAGUAAAUAAAUGUAUUACACAAUUACAAUAGUUACAAAUUAAUGCAAAUCAUUUGUUUUAAUUAUUUAGUUUGAUAUUUCUAAACUAAAGCACAUUAUUCUUUUUUAAAAGUCCAAAAAAUGUAAAUUUAAGUAUUGUACAUCUUUUUGCUGGAUUAUUCUGAUAUUUAUUUGAAAAAUUACUUGCAUGUAAAUGUAUAUAGUCUUUUUGCACUUAUAUAAUGUAACCAAAACAAGAAAUGUUAAAUAUUCACAUACAUUAUGUAAAAAAUAAAAAAUUACAGCAUGAUGAGUAUAAUAUACAUUAAAGUGAUGUCAUGUAAGUGAUUUCUUUAAUACCCAGUUAUUAUUUUAUUGGAUUAUCUUAAAAUUGAAAGAAUGCUACCCCAGUUUUAAGGCAUUUUGGUAACAUAUAACCAAUUUUAAGUUUUGGUAGUUAUCACAAAUGCCAAUAUUAAAAUAUUUUAUGUUGAACCAUUAUGUUUGCAGACUUAGCACAUUUUGGUUUGUAUUUAUUUAAUCAUGUGUUUAUUUUCUGCUUAUAAAUAAAUGUUAGUAACCAGUUAAGCAGGGAUGGGCAAAAUGCAGCCCAUAGGCCUGAUACAGCCUGUCAGGCCACUCUAUCUGGCCUGCGGGGCCCCUAAAAUAUUUAGAAAAUUAAUAUUUAUCUGCCCCUGGCUGCCUGUCAUGUGGUCCUCGAUGGCUCGCCAAAACUCAGUAAGCAGCCCUCCGCCCGAAAUAAUUGCCGGCCCCUGAGUUAACGGCAGGUUAAAGAUUAGUUGUGUUUGCAAGGGAUGCAUCUGCAUUUGCAAUUAGUGCGCAGCACAUUGAGCCAGGUCAGAGCAGGGGGAUCCAGGGGUCAGCCUGCCAGCCCCCUGGCUCAGCGUGCUGCAGAGGGGCUGGCUGGGGCACAAGGGUACAUAAGUGGGGGCCUAGCUGGAAGGCAGCCUCUGCACUGAAGUACCUUCAUGCCCCAGUCAGUCCAGGCAGCAUCUCCAUGUGUACUGCUGCAGGGUGAAAAAACUCCACAGCAGGAUAGUACUUGUAUUUAAAAGUACUAUCCUGCUGUAGAGUUAAUUAAUCUACUACGGCCUAAUAGGGGCAUGCAUGUAGAUGUGUGACGCUUAUUGAUCAGCUAAUUAAUCAACUGCACAGUAAAUGUGUAGACAUGCCCAAGAUGGGGUUGAUUUAGUGACUCAAAUUUAUGCCUGGUGUGUUUCCAUGAGGAAACCUUUACAAAUUGCUCUGAUAAAUAUCGUUGCAUUAUACAGAAAUGGAGACUUGCACAGGAAAGAUGUGUGGCCUAAAUUAUUCAAAGGUGCUUUAAAUAUUGGCUGUCUUGAGAGCUUCAUGAUUUAUUUUUAUUAAAAUCAUUGGAGUUACAGCAGGUGAAAAUUUGGUACAUGUUUCUAUUUGAACAUUUUUCUCACACUGCAUUUUUCCCAAUAUCUGAUAAGAAGUAUAGAUCGGUAACAUUAAUAUGCCAUAGUUUUAUAUAAUGUUGGUGCUCCAAAGUCAAAAAAUAUUACCAAUGAUAUUGCAU
This is a messenger RNA of Alligator sinensis (Chinese alligator), 4776 nucleotides long. RefSeq names its product kelch repeat and BTB domain containing 3 (gene KBTBD3). The coding region runs from base 238 to 1158 and encodes 306 amino acids. Gene Ontology annotation, molecular function: protein binding. NCBI's taxonomy places the organism in Eukaryota, Metazoa, Chordata, Crocodylia, Alligatoridae. The record is from RefSeq and is a predicted model, not a curated record. The transcript has 4 exons.